CAGACAUCGUUGAUAGUCGUCAUUUGUGAGUUGUGACAUCUUCCAUAUUAGCUAAUAAUAUCUUAUUUCUUAAAAAUGAACUGACCUACUUUAUGUUUAUGACUUGCACACGUACCACAGUGGACUAGGAAUCGAAGAGACGAACGGACACACAUUAAAAUGGCGAUGGCAGACGGAAGUCCGCCUCCACUUGACGAAGACUGGGAGAGAAUAAGAGCGAUACGGCGGUUCCGCGAGCUAUUCCAUGGCCGUUUUACGGACGCCCAGGGGAUGGUCAUCGUGCGCCACACUGGCUGGAACGCAGAGGCCGCCGUUACGUUUGUGCUUGAUGCGUCCCCAGAGAGUCUCCAUUCCGUUUUGGCUGACAGUGAUUGGCAGGAAGUGACGCACGUCCGGCGGGACACGGUGCUACGGGAUAUCGCGCGCCGGUACGCGGUGACGGCUGAGAUCCGACAGUUCACGUGCCAGGAGUGUGACAACAUGUGGUGGCGCAAAGUCCCAACGAGAAAACCCGUCGGGCGUUGUCACUUGUGUUGGGGAAAGUUCGACCCGCUGCCCAGGAAUAAGGAAUUCGGCUGGGCAAAGUUUAUCUGUGUGUGCGGCAAUGAAUUCCAUGCGUUCGGUGCGAUGGACAUCUUCGCCUUGGGUCACGGAAUGAGUGGAAAGAGCAAGAGUAUGUGUUACGUGUGUAUGCAGACCCUUUGUGAACCGGUCGAAAUCCUGCCGCCUCUAAGGGGGCGCAUGCGUGAGAACGGCCGGGCGCGCCGCCGUUACACACAUAGAUGUACCGCAUACAACUGUUAUAACCGAUACGAUCCUGCGCCGGGGGAGCCUGUAGUUCCCGUCUGCGUGCACCCGAACUCGCUGGAGCAUAAGGUGAUUGAACCGAGCCCGGAUCACGUGAGCACGGGCUCCACGGUGAAGACUUUCCUCACGCAGGACGAGCUCGCCCCGCCACACGCCCCGUACGAGCCCAGCCUCGCCAGCAUCCCCGAUGACAGCGGCGACGACAACGCGUAGCAGAAUUGUUAUUGCUAUUCAAAAUUAUGAAAUUAAAUUCCCAUCAUCAUGUUCAGCAUUAUAAUUAAAUUAUUGAUGUAAUAUACAGGUAUACACUGUACAUACCAUUCACUUAUUCACUUAGACGUGGUAUGUACAUUUUAUUUGAGUAAAUAUUUUAUCACUCAAA
This is a messenger RNA of Mya arenaria, 1189 nucleotides long. Its product is annotated as shiftless antiviral inhibitor of ribosomal frameshifting protein homolog. Gene Ontology annotation, molecular function: ribosome binding; sequence-specific mRNA binding. Lineage: Eukaryota; Metazoa; Mollusca; Bivalvia; Myida; Myidae. The transcript is spliced from 8 exons. The coding region runs from base 160 to 1020 and encodes 286 amino acids. Gene Ontology annotation, biological process: innate immune response; viral translational frameshifting. The record is from RefSeq and is a predicted model, not a curated record.